CUUCCAACUAAUCAGACGCGCCACCGCCAAAGCCUAAGGAUGUACAGUGGAAAGAUGUUAGGUUUCCCUCCUUUGCCUCCGCGGAUUGAUGUCGAGACAUAAUAUCAUCCACAAUGAACCACUGACAACUCUGUUCCUGGCAGGAUUCCGUUGUGCAUUGGCAAGGUCGGCAUGGCCCUGGAGGAUAUCCCACCGGCUGAUGUGGCAUCGUCGGCCGCGAAAAAUGUCUUUGCUACUUUGUCUCCCUCCUCGCCGCCAAUUUCUCAGGUUUCGUCCCCGUUACGGCCUCCGACGGUCGAUCUUACUUUCCACCUCGAGGAUAGCAGACUGGUCUUGCCCAUUCCUACCGCGCAUUUUCAGUCCCUAAAAUUGCAAAAGGCAGAGUUCGUGUCUUCACUGCCGUCGGGUUUAAACAGGGAGACAACCCAGUCCCCUCCUGCGUUAUGCUUGGCCUUCAUUGAGUUUCUUCUCGACCAAGAAUGCGUAUCCAGGUCUGCACUGGCAGCAGUUGUGCGGGCAUUCCAUACUGAAUUCCUGCACGAAGAAAACGAAAUACACUGCCUCGUGGCGCGGUUGACGACUGUUCCUAGCGAACGACAGCGAUGGCUCGGGAUCUAUUACCGUGCCAUUGAAGCCAGCGGAGAUGUAGUGCCUGGGAGCUCGGCUGGCUCUUCGUGCAGGCCGGUGAGUGCCCUGUUUGACCACGUGCAGAGGAGUGGUUUCCACUUGAUGGCUGUAUUCGGCGGCCAAGGAGAAGCAAGUCGGACGUGUGUCCAUGAGUUGGCAGAAUUGUAUACCUCUUACAGACCGAUGCUUCAGCGUUUCCUCGGGCAAGCAGCGACACUACUCUACCAACUGUCCAGGAUUCCAACUUCCUGGUUUCAUUAUCGUGGCCGUUCAUUGGACUUGAUGACAUGGAUCAAUGACAAAUCUACUAUACCGGACUGUGAAGACAUAGCCCAAGCUCCGAUCAGUGUCCCGGUGAUCGGGGUGCUGAGCCUGGCUCGAUACAUGGUCACCUGUCGUGUCUUGAAUAUGAAUCCAGGCGACCUGCGUGCGCUGUUUACUGCCACAACUGGGCACUCUCAAGGUCUGUUGGUGGCCACUGUCAUGGCAAUGUGCGAUUCGUGGGACUCUUUCUAUGCCAACUCUCACCUGGCCAUUGAAGCAUUAUUCUGGCUUGGGUGGGAAUGCCAUCGUGGUGCGCCAAGCAGUACUUCGCCAGUUACCAGGAUUUCUGACCGCAGCGCGUUCCAUACCGAGCCUGCUUAUAUGCUUACUGUGCGGGGAGUGACAAGGGAGCAUCUGGAUUCCAUUCUCGCCCACCUGAACAGAACAUUGCCGGCAGCUGAGCAAGUUCAGAUAGCAUUAAUCAAUUCUCGGGACCAAUUUGUGGUGGCUGGCCCAGUGGCCUCUUUGGUACAUGUGAGCAGCUAUCUCUCAACCGUUACGAGCCCCGAUAAAGACCCCAGCCGGAUCCCUUUCAGCAGGCGAAAGCCAUCCAUUCACUACGGGUUUCUUCCGAUCAGUACGCCGUUCCAUACCCGGUACCUGGACGAAGCGGCCCGCAUACUCAGGAGACGUUUUUCUGAACGACGGAUCGCGGCGAGGGAACUUAAGAUUCCCGUAUACCACACACUCACUGGACAGGACCUUCGACAGGCGGGCGGGAACAUAUUGCAUGCAGUGCUUGAUGCCAUUGCUCGGGAAAUUUGUGACUGGCCUUUAGCAUUAUCUGGACAAUACAUUUCCGGCACCUCCAAGGCCCCAUCACAUAUCAUUGUAUUCGAUCGUGGCGGGCUCGGGGCAAUGGUGAAAAAGAUUCAGGAAGGAAAGGGGAUCCGAAUCAUUCAGGGCGCCGAUCUCGACUCGCGCGAUCCCGAGAUAGGUACCAUGCGGGACCUAUUCUCUCCACGCCUCCUGGAUUCAUCGACAAGGCUUCAGAGCUGGGCCCAGCAGUUCCAGCCUCGGUUGGGAACAGGGUCGGCGGUCCUGGAGACGCGCAUUACGAGCCUAUUGGGAACCCCUCCCGUAAUUGCAGCCGGCAUGACACCGACUACUGUCCCUUGGGAUUUUGUCUCCGCCAUAAUGAACGCUGGGUACCACGCAGAACUAGCGGGUGGUGGCUAUCGCAACAGCUCUGAUAUGGCAGCUGCUAUCAAUAAACUUGUCGCUAAUAUCGCCCCGGGUCGAGGCGUCACUUGCAAUCUCAUCUAUGCCAAUCCCCGGGCAAUGUGCUGGCAGAUUGCACUAUUACGUCGCCUAUCGCACAGCCAAGUUCCUAUAGACGGGCUGACGAUCGGGGCCGGGGUCCCUUCCUUAGAGAUAGCAUCUGAGUAUAUCCGAACGAUCGGAUUGCGUCAUAUUAGCUUCAAGCCUAGUUCAGUGGCGACGAUACGACAGGUGGUCGAUAUUGCUAAAGCACAUCCCGACUUCCCAAUUAUCCUCCAAUGGACGGGUGGGCGUGGAGGCGGUCAUCACUCUUUUGAGGACUUCUACACACCCAUUCUCAACACCUACGGGCUCAUCCGACAGCAGUCUAAUAUAUAUCUGGUAGCUGGGAGUGGGUUUGGAAAUCGGGAUAGUAUUUAUCCUUAUAUAAGCGGUCAAUGGGCGCUGUCCUUAGGUUAUCCAUGCAUGCCUUUUGAUGGAGUGCUACUGGGAAGUCGCUUGAUGGUCGCGCGGGAAGCCCAUACCUCAUCAGCCGUCAAAGACAUCAUUGUUAGUACUCCCGGUGUCCCGGACUGGGAGUGGGAGAAGACAUACGAUGGACCUGCUGGUGGGGUGAUCACAGUCCAGUCUGAAAUGGGUGAACCGAUUCACAAGAUCGCAACCAGGGGCGUCAGGCUAUGGGCAGAUAUGGACCGGACUGUAUUCCGCCUGCCUCGGAAGGACCGCGUUUCCUACUUGGAAAAGCACCACAGUUCAAUUAUACAGCGCUUGAACGCGGACUUUGCAAAGCCGUGGUUUGGCCGCAACGAUAUGGGUGACGUGGUCAACCUGGACGAGAUGACAUACACUGAAGUUCUAGCUCGCCUGGUUGAGUUAAUGUACGUUCAUCACCAAGAACGAUGGAUCGACCCAACAUAUGCCGACUUCACGAUGGAUGUUGCUUCCCGUGCGUUGGAGCGCCUAACCCGGGGUACUGCCAGUCAGGAAGCAACCCUUUCACGGUCAGUCCUUUUAGAAAGCCCAUCACGGUUUCUGAGUGCAUUUGCUGUUGCAUGUCCUUCUGCCGCAGAUGAGGUGUUAAACCCGGAGGAUGUGUCCUUCUUUCUGUUGAGAAGCCAGAUGCCAGGUCAGAAGCCCGUCAACUUUAUACCUUCAUUGGAUGAAGACUUCGAGUUGUUUUUCAAGAAAGAUUCGCUUUGGCAGGCCGAGGAUAUUGAUGCUGUCGUGGACCAAGAUGCAGACCGGGUGUGCAUCCUCCACGGUCCUGUGGCAGCUCAAUAUUCGCUUGAAUGUGACGAGUCGGUCAAGGAUAUUUUAGAUACGAUCACUCAAGGACUUAUUGAACGUCUGCAGCGUGACGUGAGCUCGGAAGAGUCAACACCUGGCUCGGGCAGCGGACUAAUAACACCAGAUUCGUGGUCCUCGGUUUCGGGUGUCAAAGAAAUCGCCAUCGAGGAUUUCUCCCUCUCAUCCACCGUCAUCUCGGAACCCACCGAAGAUCGCACAGUGUCAAUGGCUGCAGGUGCCCUGAGCACCAGUCCAAGCUGGCCGGCGUGGGUGCGCGCCAUUUUCGGGGACAAGAUGGUCUUUCGGGGUCGAUUGCGAGAAAAAAACCCGUUCCGGCAGUUUGUCGCAUCGUAUCCCGACACGAUCAUGCGAUAUGAUUUUGACCGGUCGGAGGUUUGUGUCACCGUUCAAGAUCCAUGUAAGGCGACCUCCCUCAUGAAGAUAUCUUGCCUGGAUGGCAUCGAUAUUCGAGUGGAUCUCUAUCCUCCCCAGGUCUCCGAUCCACUUCAAUUGGUGUAUCGUUUCGAUCCCAGGGGUGUUCCGUUUGGCUUGAGCGAGAUCACCGAGAAUCGCAAUGCACAAAUCAAGUCCUUUUACAGUAGGCUUUGGCUUCAGGAGAGUGUCGGAUCUCCAUCUAGUAUCCAUGACACUUUCCAUGGUCGCAAUUUGACACUCACACGCGAACUGCUGGAUGACUUGGCUGCGGCCGUGGGCCCGGCCUUCCCCGAUCCGCGGCUAGUAAUACCAAUCUCCGACGUGCUGCCAAUUAGCACCGGAAUAAUCAUUGCGUGGGACGUUAUCACUAGGCCUCUGGUUGUCGGAGAACUCGACGGUGACCUACUGCAUCUGGUCCACCGUUCCAAUAUGUUCGAGUACUGUCCCGGCGCAAAUGCGUUGCGCGUUGGGGAUAGUGUGCGGUGCCAAUCCCAAGUGCAGGCUGCAUAUGUGGAGGAUGCAGGCAAGGUGGUGGUUGUCGAGGCUCAGAUUAUCCGCUCCGGGGAAGCAGUCAUGACAGUCACCUCCAGUUUCCUGUAUCGCGGUUUGUUCCAAGGAGGAUCCUCAUUUAGACGGCUCAAAUCGAGAUGGAAUCUUCAAUUGGAAUCCAACCUGGACGAAGCCAUCCUUCGACGUCGCCGGUGGUUUCAUGUACACGAGAAUGCCGGCUCACUUGUAGGCAAAUGCGUUGUCUUCAAUGUAGAGACCCUUGCGGAGGACAAGGAGGACCACUUCAAGAGACUUUGUGUUACGGGUACCGCUUGCUUACUUGCCCCGGGUUGUCCUGGGCGAGAAGUGGGAGUCGUUAGCUUUCAAUGCGACAAGUGCGCCGGCAACCCGGUGUUGCAAUUUCUCGAGCGCAAGGCGAGACCCUGGAGCAAUCAGACAAACCUACGCACUCCAGGGUGGUCUGGUCUCUCAUCUGUCGAGGUCCAAAUGCCCGUCAGCAAUCAAUUGUAUGCUGAGAUAUCCACCGACUUCAACCCAAUCCACGUGUCAACAAUUUUUGCCUCUCUAGCCGAUCUCCCAGGUACAGUGUGUCAUGGCAUGUGCACGUCAGGCAUUGCUGUGGCGGCGUUGGAACAUCUAACACUCGAGGGCGAUCGCUCGCGUCUGCGACGGUUCACAGCCAAGUUCACAGGCAUGGUUAUGCCGCUGGAAAGGCUGGUCAUACAGUUAAAGCACACGGGAAUGGUUGACGGGCGCAUGCGGUUUGCAGUAGAUGUUGUGCGGAAAGAAGGCCACGAACGGGUACUGGAAGCAGAAGCCAUUAUAGACCAGCCUGCAACCGCCUAUCUUUUUACGGGCCAAGGCAGCCAAAGCAAGGGAAUGGGGAUGGACCUGUACAAGUCAAGCACGGUCGCUAAAGCUAUGUGGGAUGGGAUCGACGGGCAGCUAUAUGCAUCGUAUGGCUGGUCCGUCCUGGACAUUGUCAAGAAUAACCCCAAGUCCGUUACAGUGCACUUUGGGGGCAAGCGAGGCCGCCAGAUCAGAGAGAACUAUCUCGCUAUUACGACGGAGACGGUGUUGGCUGAUGGGGCACGCGUGCAGACACCUGUUCUCCCGGGGCUCACUCCGUCUUCGACGUCGUACACCUUUACCGAUCCAAGGGGACUGCUAUACUCCACCCAAUUCGCUCAGCCCGCCAUUUUGCUGUUCGAGGCGGCGGCAGUAGCCGAUCUGCGUACCAAGGGAUAUGUAUCACCGAACGCGAUGUAUGCCGGUCAUUCUCUCGGAGAGUUUGGGGCUCUGUCGGCGUUGUCCAGUUCGAUACCCAUGGGGGCAUUGGCGGAGUUGGCAUUUUACCGGGGUCUCAUGAUGCAGGCUUCGGUGUCGCGAGGCGAUCAGGGUGCCGCUUAUGGGAUGGUGGCGGUGAAUCCCAAGCGUGUUGGCCGAUUCCUUGACGAAACGGGGUUGGGUAACUUGGUUCGAGCGAUUGCCCUCGCCAGCCAGGAGCUGCUGGAGGUUGUCAACUACAACGUGGAGGGGGAGCAAUACGUGUGUUCAGGCACGGUGACGAAUCUUUGGGUGCUUGGGCGACUGAUGGACUACCUCGCGCAGUCGAAUGGACAAGAGUUGGGGUCGAAGGGAACGGCAGAGGAUGGUCUCAUCCUCCAGCUGCUUUCCGAGGCACAGGAUCUCCCCCAUCCGAUCCAGCUCCAGCGAGGUCAGGCCACCAUUCCACUCGAAGGCAUCGAUGUGCCUUUCCACUCGAGCCAUCUGCGGUCGACCGUGGAUCGGUUCCGCCAGUGCCUGUUGAAGCCAGGGUUUCUGGAGGGAAAUGUGGACAUGGAGACACUAGGGCGGUACAUUCCGAAUGUAAUGGCAAGGCCCUUCUCGGUGGAUGAGGCGUAUAUCCGGGAGGCAUACGAGCGGACACAGAGUCCAAUACUGGGGAAGAUGCUGCGAGGGCAUGAGGUGUAA
Messenger RNA from Aspergillus ibericus CBS 121593, 6378 nucleotides. RefSeq names its product fatty acid synthase beta subunit. The transcript is spliced from 4 exons. Gene Ontology annotation, molecular function: [acyl-carrier-protein] S-malonyltransferase activity; [acyl-carrier-protein] S-acetyltransferase activity; enoyl-[acyl-carrier-protein] reductase (NADH) activity. Gene Ontology annotation, cellular component: fatty acid synthase complex. Gene Ontology annotation, biological process: long-chain fatty acid biosynthetic process. Lineage: Eukaryota; Fungi; Ascomycota; Eurotiomycetes; Eurotiales; Aspergillaceae. The record is from RefSeq and is a predicted model, not a curated record. Bases 172 to 6378 code for a protein of 2068 amino acids.